Messenger RNA from Cyclocybe aegerita, 3069 nucleotides. Lineage: Eukaryota; Fungi; Basidiomycota; Agaricomycetes; Agaricales; Hemipholiotaceae. The record is from the annotation of a GenBank genome assembly.
AUGACGUCGCCAGCAUCCCACACGGUUCCUGUACCGAAUGGCAAGCACGAUGAAGAUCCGCCGCGUCUUACGGAGAGCCCAACGCAGGUAAUGGAGUCGGAUGAUGAGGGCGAGAAGCCAAAACCACAGGAACACACGGAAGUCACCAGUGAGGAGGAUGAAUCAGACGAAGAGGAAUCAGGCAGAGAAGAGUCGGACGGGGAUUAUGAGGAAGAGGACGAAGAAGAGGACGAGGAGCCGUCUUUGAAGUACGAACGGAUAACAGGCUCUAUUCCGGAUCUGUUCAAGAAAGAUUCAGCCUCUGCACUAGCAAUAUCCAACAGUCUCAUGGCAUUGGGCACCCAUGCAGGCAUCAUCCAUAUUCUCGACUUGACAGGAAAACGGAUCAAGUCUUACAAACCUCACAUGGCCUCUGUGAUUGAUAUUUCGUUGGACGCGACUGCAGAUUUUGUCGCGACUGCCUCAAUGGAUGGACAGGUCGUCGUGCACUCUCUUUCUUCGCCCGAGACGUAUUCAUUCGACAUGAAGCGGCCGAUGCGGACGGUUGCAAUGGAGCCUAAUUUUGCGAAGAAGGGCACGCGUGCGUUCGUAUGUGGGGGAAUGUCUGGUGCUUUGGUCCUUCGAGAGAAGGGAUGGUUGGGACACAAGGAGACGACGAUACACUCUGGUGAAGGGCCCAUCUACCAGGUCAGAUGGCGAGGACGGCUUAUUGCAUGGGCGAACGAUAAUGGUGUCAAAAUUUACGACCACGCCUCGCAGACGCGGAUAUCGUAUAUCGACCGACCGGCCGACAGUCCGCGAGCUGAUCUGUUCAAAUGCACUCUCCAUUGGCAAGAUGACUCAACCCUUCUCAUCGGUUGGGCCGACAUGAUCAAAGUCGCUCGAAUACGGGCACGCCCACGAACGAAUCCCAGCGCAGGAGCCUCCAACCUUCCUCCAUUCCUCGUCGAAGUUACCGCCGUCUUCAAACUUGACUGCAUGGUCGCCGGUGUCGUGCCUCAUCCGACACCACUAAAUCCUGCAAGUUUGGCUGUCGACGGUCUUCCUGAGUCGCUGAAGCAGGAUGGCGGCAAACGUUCUUCUACACUAACACUCACAUCCUUCCUUAUCGUCGCCUACACUCCACCAGAAGCCUUCGACGACACCGACGAGAUGACGGACGACCGGGCGCGACAAGCGCGUAAAGCCGCUGAACGACCGGAAAUGCGGAUCAUCUCACGAGCAGGCGAGGAGCUUGCCGCAGAUGCUCUGAGUAUAGCCAACUACCAGAACUGGGGGUGUAAUGACUACACGGUUGUGGAAGCGACAAGCUUGGACGACCCACACGUACCUGAGGCAGCGAGGAGUUAUGUCGUCAUGAGCCCGAGGGAUCUGGUGCGCGUCAUGCCGAGGGAUAGACGCGACCACGUUGACUGGUUAGUUGAGAGACGGCGAUAUGAAGAAGCGUUGGCUGAUGCGGAGAAGAUCGAGGCUGAGGAGAGUCUGUCUGGGGUCAAGCCAACAACUGGGGUGGAUGAGAAAGGGCGAGUCCAUUUGACGGCCCAGGAUAUUGGACAGAAAUAUAUCGAACAUCUAGUUCAUGAAGGCGACUUUGUGAAGGCGGCCAAACUAUGCCCGAAGGUUUGUGGCCAUGACGCGAAGCGUUGGGAGGACUGGAUAUUUGCCUUUGCGCAACGGAGAGAGCUCCAAGCUAUCAUACCCUACGUCCCUACCGAAAACCUUCGAUUAGAUCAUGUCGUUUACGAGAUGGUACUCGCUCAUUUCUUAACACACGACCGGCAGACUCUGUUAACGACCAUCAGGGAAUGGCCACGCGAAAUUUACGACAUCGCCGCUGUCAUCGUUGCUGUACGAGCAGAGUUAGACAAGACAACAUCUAUCUCGUCUACGAUAUCCUCAAAUGGAGGUACGUCCAUCCUCAUGGAAUGUCUCGCUGAACUAUACACAGCAAACCGGCAACCAGGCAAAGCGCUUCCUUUCUACCUCCGCCUGCGACGGCCCAAUGUGUUUGACCUCAUUCGAGAAAACAACCUGUUUACCGAUGUGCAAGACCAAGUUUUGUUACUGGUUGAGUUCGACCACGAACUGAUGGAGAAGGCAAAGAAAGAGGGCAAGGUAGAGGAGCCAGAGAGUGAAGCUAUCAAACUUUUGGUUGAUAACAUACACUCCAUUCCGAUUACGCGAGUUGUCCAGCAAUUGCAACAGCGGCCUUACUAUCUCUUCCUGUAUCUCGAUGCCCUCGUCCAUAAAGAUUCUCAGCUCGUCUCUGGUUUCGCUGACCUCCAGGUCAAAAUGUAUGCAGAGUUCGCCACACUCCGACUUAUCGACUUCCUGCGCGCCAGCAGCUCCUACAACCUGGAAAUGGCGUACCAAGUCUGUCAAGAACGCGAUCUCGUGCCCGAGAUGGUCUUCCUCCUUGGGCGGAUGGGCAACAACAAGAAGGCGCUGAUGCUCAUCAUCGAGCGGCUGGGCGACGUCCAUCGGGCUAUCGACUUUGCGAAGGAGCAGAGCGACGAUGAUUUGUGGGAGGAUUUGCUGAAGUAUUCGGAGACGCGACCAGCAUUCAUCAAGGUCCUGCUUGAGAACGUCGGCGUCGAAAUCAGUCCUAUCCGCCUCAUCCGAAGGAUCAAGAACGGUUUGGAGAUUCCAGGGCUGAAGGAGGCGUUGAUCAAGAUUCUGCAAGACUUCCAUCUACAAAUCUCUCUCCUUGAGGGAUGUCAGACGAUCUUGAACGGAGACAGCUCCGACCUAUCGAGGAAGCUGCAGCACAACCAAUCGGCAGGGUUCUUCCUCUCUUCUAGAACACCCUGCACCGUCUGUUCGAAAUCCCUGCAAGACACGCCUCAAACCCUGACGCUGCUCUUCCUCUGUCGGCACGUCGUGCAUGCCACAUGUGUGAGUGGAGGCGAGUACCUGCCCCUUCCAGUCGACCCGAUAUUGCGAACACUCGAGGGUGGAGCGUCAAGAGGUAUCAGUGGGAGCAUUGCUUUCGAAUCGAUGAUUAAGGCGAAGCUUAACCAAGGUUGCCCAGUCUGUCAUAAGAACGCACAAGGCCAACGGACGUCGUAA